Molecule: messenger RNA, 1355 nt
Organism: Arabidopsis thaliana (thale cress)
Lineage: Eukaryota; Viridiplantae; Streptophyta; Magnoliopsida; Brassicales; Brassicaceae
Gene: E13L3
Product: glucan endo-1,3-beta-glucosidase-like protein 3
Exons: 4
Coding region: 449-1090 (213 amino acids)
Cellular component (GO): plasmodesma; membrane; plasma membrane
Source: RefSeq, marked reviewed
AUCCUAACUUGUUCACAGCUUUCCUUUUUACUUAUCUAGUCGAUUAAGCAUCAGAAAGUAUGUUUUAAUUUUUAAAUUUGAAAAAGGUGUACUUACAAGUUCGGGUGUUCACACGGAGGAGAGCUACAAUAAUGAAAAAGCUGACUCAAGAAGGGCUAUAGAAGAAACAAGAGUCACGGAACAAGUUGUCACUCUCAAUCUCCAGUACACUAGCUUCCAUAACUCUCUCUCUUUCUUCUCUCUCUAAAAGUUAUCAGAAUAGAAAUCUCUCUCUCUCAACAAGUCUAACAGUGCCAUUUGUAUCUCUGAACUCCAACCAUGGCUCCUCUGGUUCUCUACCUUCUCACUCUCCUCAUGGCUGGCCAUACCACUCUGGCUCUCUGGUUUAAGAAACCCUUAAUCUACAAAGCUUGCUUUCCUCGCAAAUGAACUACCUUACUUAUCUCUUAUGCAACUCUUGUUGAUGAUUUGCAAACAUCUUAACCUCUCGAAACAAGAUUUACAAAUCUUACUGGCUUCACUUACAAUUUUGUUCCCAUUUUUUUCUUCUUUGGUAGGUGCCUCAUGGUGUGUGUGCAAAACAGGGCUGAGUGACUCAGUGCUACAAAAGACAUUAGACUAUGCUUGUGGAAAUGGAGCUGACUGUAACCCAACUCACCCAAAAGGCUCUUGCUUCAAUCCUGACAAUGUUAGGGCUCAUUGCAACUAUGCAGUCAAUAGCUUCUUCCAAAAGAAAGGUCAAGCUUCUGAGUCUUGUAACUUCACUGGUACUGCCACUCUUACCACCACCGAUCCCAGCUAUACAGGAUGUGCAUUCCCUUCUAGUGCUAGUGGUUCUAGUGGAAGCGGUAGCACCACCGUGACGCCAGGCAAAAACAGUCCAAAAGGAAGCAACAGCAUCACCACAUUUCCCGGCGGAAACAGUCCAUACUCUGGCACACCAUCCACCGGCUUAUUAGGAGGCAAUAUCACUGAUGCUACUGGAACCGGGUUGAACCCGGAUUACUCAACCGAAAGCAGUGGAUUUGCGCUCUAUUACUCCAACAACCUUCUGUUAACCGGCUUUUGUUCUCUCGUGAUGAUGCUCUGAACUGAAGAAGAAUCACUGUCUUCUUUUAGUUUAUGCUUAGUCAAAAAAUAUGUUAUUUAUAUGUUCUUGUUGUUUUAGAGAUAAUUUAAUCUGGAUUUCGGUUCUUUUUUACUUUCCGGUUUUAAGAAAACACUUAUCAAUGUAAAACCAAAUCUACUAUCGAUCGGUUUGGUACGAAUUGUUUAUCUUUUGACUAAGAUUUUUCUUCUUUUUGGUUCGGAUUGGGUCUAAGAAAUUUCGAACCAACUAAACCACAAUAAGAUUU